Messenger RNA from Bufo gargarizans (Asiatic toad), 850 nucleotides. RefSeq names its product vomeronasal type-2 receptor 26-like. Gene Ontology annotation, cellular component: membrane. NCBI's taxonomy places the organism in Eukaryota, Metazoa, Chordata, Amphibia, Anura, Bufonidae. The transcript has a single exon. Gene Ontology annotation, molecular function: G protein-coupled receptor activity. The record is from RefSeq and is a predicted model, not a curated record. Gene Ontology annotation, biological process: G protein-coupled receptor signaling pathway. Bases 1 to 741 code for a protein of 246 amino acids.
AUGUUCAUUUCCCAUCGAGACACUCCUAUUGUUAAAGCCAAUAACCGGAACCUGAGUUAUCUCCUCCUGGUCUCCAUCAUCCUCAGCUUCCUCUCUGUCUUCUUCUUUCUGGGUCGUCCCAAUGAUGUGACUUGUAGAUUACGUGAAACCAGUUUUGGAAUCUUCUUCUCAAUAGCCGUCUCUUCACUUCUCGCCAAGACUGUCAUGGUUUGUGUUGCUUUUAAGUCCACCAAGCCUGGAAGCCCUUGGAGAAAAUGGCUUAGUGUGAAACUACCAUAUGCCAUAGUGUCAUUGUGUUCAUCCUUUCAAGCUGUAAUCUGUAUUAUCUGGCUGUCUAUUUCUCCUCCAUUCCAGGACCUGGACACUGACUCUUAUCCUGGGAAGAUCAUCAUUCAGUGUAAUGAAGGCUCAGAUAUCUGGUUCUACUCCAUGUUGGCUUAUCUGGGGCUCCUGGCAGCUGUGAGCCUUGUUCUGGCUUUUAUGGUGAGGACAUUACCGGACAGUUUUAAUGAGGCCAAGUACAUCACCUUCAGCAUGCUGGUGUUCUGCAGCGUCUGGAUCUCUAUGAUCCCGGCUUAUCUGAGCACCAGGGGAAAGAACAUGGUGGCUGUGGAGAUAUUUGCAGUAAUGGCUUCCAGUGCUGGACUUUUAGGUUGUGUGUUUUUCCCAAAAUGUUUUAUAAUUUUGUUUAAAUCUGAAAUGAACAGAAAAGCUGACCUGCUGGGGACAAGAAAGAACUGAUGGCAAAAUGGUCACCCCGAUAAUAGUGAUUAACUCUGAAAUAACAACUUGUAGAUAUCAUCUUAUACUAGAAAGAAAUGAUAAAAUAUAAUUAGAUUCCAAUCGUUAC